Pongo pygmaeus (Bornean orangutan) is the source of this 4098-nucleotide messenger RNA. RefSeq names its product ARF GTPase 4 (gene ARF4). Gene Ontology annotation, molecular function: GTP binding; GTPase activity. The coding region runs from base 2710 to 3252 and encodes 180 amino acids. The transcript is spliced from 6 exons. The record is from RefSeq and is a predicted model, not a curated record. NCBI's taxonomy places the organism in Eukaryota, Metazoa, Chordata, Mammalia, Primates, Hominidae.
UAUUUAUUUAAAAAAAAAAAAAAAGAGUGUUAAUACCAGUUAAUACCAGAAGAAAUGGGUUCUUAUACCUGUUCCACUGCUUUUAGCUGUGUGACCUUGGGCAGAAUAUUUAAUCUCUCUGACCCUGAUUAUUUUUAUCUGUACAAUAGAGAUAUUACAGUCUGCCAUUAACAUCCUGUUUUAUAAUUUACAUUAGCCAUUUGAUGUGUAGCAUAUUCUUACUGAAAAAUCUGUUUUGACAACUUUUGUUUUGGUUCAGGUUUUGGAGGCUAGAGAUGGAGAACAGAAUUCUUUCGAUUUAUUUUGCAUAACUAAAUAGAAAACGGAUUAAGAUUUGGAAUAAGUUACAGGGAGGAGGGCUAAUACGAUUUGUCUUUUGAGAAAUUUAGUAAAUUUAAGAAGACCCUAAGAAUCAGUUGAAGAUUGUUUUAAGGAAUUCUACUAUAUAAAACUAAAAACAGACAUAAGGCCUAAAGUGUGAAAGGAAAAUAAAUCUUGGGGCCUCCACCUCACUAAGCUAAAGAGAAAAGUCAAGCUGGGAACUGCUUAGGGCCAACCUGCCUCCCAUUCUUUUAAAAGUCACCCCUCUGCUCACUGAGAUAAACGCGUAUCUGACUGCCUCCUUUGGAGAGGCUAAUCAGAAACUCAAAGGAAUGCAACCAUUGGUCUCUUAUCUAUCUAUGCCCUGGACGCUCCCGCCCCACUUAGAGUCUUCCUGCCUUUGCUUUGAGUUGUCCAGUCUUUCCAGAAUGAACCAAUGUUCAUCUUACAUACGUUGAUUGAUGUCUCAUGUCUCCCUAGAAUGUAUAAAACCAAACUGUGCUCUGAUCACCUUGGGCACAUGUCUACAGGACCUCCUGAGGCUAUGUCACGGACGCGUGUCCUCAACUUUGGCAAAAUUAACUUUCUAAAUUAACUGAGAUCUGUCUCAGAUGUUGGGGGUUCACAAAAGGAUACAAGAAGGUCUGUCAUUUAGCAAGCUUCCAAAAUGCAAUUUUGAGUUAUUCAACUGCUAAGCAACUCUUUACAUGUGUCUCCAAUGCAAAGGAGGGUACUUCUGAGUAAAGAAGUUUUUUUUUUUUUUUUAAGACAGAGUCUCGCUCUGUCACCCAGGCUGGAGUGCAGUGGCGCGAUCUCUGCUCACUGCAACCUCUGCCUCCCGGGUUCACGCCAUUCUCCUGCCUCAGCCUCCCGAGUAGCUGGGAGUAUAGGCACCCGCCACCACGCCCGGUUAAUUUAUUCUAUUUUUAGUAGAGAUGGGGUUUCACCGUGUUAGCCAGGAUGGUCUCGAUCCCCUGACCUCGUGAUCCGCCCGCCUCGGCCUCCCAAAGUGCUGGGAUUACAGGCGUGAGCCACCGCGCCCGGCCAGAAGUUUCUGCUUUUAAUUGCCCAGGGCCACACCUAAGAAAUAACAGUCUCUGAAGGGAAGAUAAGGUAGUGCUAUCAAGAGAAGCGUUACUCAGCAAGCCUUCAAAAAUAUAAAAAUAGCUUAUUGUUGCAAGUUUUUCUUAUUGAACACCAUCCUAUGGAAAUAUACCAGUAAUAAGCAACUACAGAAUCACAUAGGACGGCACUAUUAGGAAAACAGAUUAAAUCUUUACCCUGGCAAUGAGUCUAAUACAUUUAUCAUUGUUGUGAAUUUUAAAAGGUGUAGCAGGCCGGGCGCGGUGAGCCACCGCGCCAGGCCUAAUCAUAAAUACUUUUAAAGUGAAGAGGCUUUCCGCUUCCUCAACAUGAGUAAAUCUUUCAUGCUGCUUCUGGGAAAAAAAGUACAAGAAAAGCAAGACUUCCUCGUUGCCUUCUCUUUAAAAAGCAACAGCCGAUGAACAUGUGUUGGAGCGCUCUCGCCUUAACAGAAUUAGAGAUCUUCAGAAUCACAUGGCCUGGUGGUAGAAGCGUCUAGCCCUAGCUCAUUAGGGUGCCACAGUUUCUCGGCCCACAAGUCAGCUUUUAACCACUUUUCUCCGCAAAAGGCCGGGCCGGUCUUCAUGCGUUAAUGAAGGCAAGCGUCUGAUCCCGUGUGUGAGACGUGUAAGUUCAUGGCAUCAGGGAAUCCCCAACGCGCGUAUCGUAAUAGAGGAGGGCGAGGUUCCUCACCUAACCCAUAAUUCUCAGCUCGCCUUUCCGGAAGCAAGGACUAUCACCCCGACAAUGCCUUCAUCCGGGCGGAAGCGUCUCACCCUGAGUCCGAUUUGGAAGUGACGAAGCAAGGUAUUGUGGGACUUUGUCUGUCUCCCGGUACGCAUGUGCCCCAGCCGGCCUCUCCCGGCUCUUGGAGCCACGUCCGGGCGGUGGCGUCGACGAGAGAUGCACGUCAGCGAAACUGGCCAAUCCCCUGCGUGCGCAAGCGCAGUGGCUCGGGCGCACCGGAAGCGCAGGGGGAUGGGGCGGCGGUGACGCGAUUCUGUCCGCGUUGGAGGGGCCGGGCCGCUGCUGGAGUCGCCGCGGCCGCCGCGUGACGUGGCACAGCCAGAGCCUAAAGGCUAGAGCCGGAGCUGCCGCGCCAGUCGCCUAGCAGGUCCUCUACCGGCUUAUUCCUGUGCCGGAGCUUCAUCGGCACAGCGGCCAGCGAGACGUUCCUGCCUCCCUCUUUCUUCCUCCGCUGUUUCUCUUCUCUCUCGUUUAGUUUGCCUGGGAGCUUGAAAGGAGAAAGCACGGGGUCGCCCCAAACCCCUUCUGUUUCUGCUCAUCACAAGUGCCACUACCGCCAUGGGUCUCACUAUCUCCUCCCUCUUCUCCCGCCUAUUUGGCAAGAAGCAGAUGCGCAUUUUGAUGGUUGGAUUGGAUGCUGCUGGCAAGACAACCAUUCUGUAUAAACUGAAGUUAGGGGAGAUAGUCACCACCAUUCCUACCAUUGGUUUUAACGUGGAAACAGUAGAAUAUAAGAACAUUUGUUUCACAGUAUGGGAUGUUGGUGGUCAAGAUAGAAUUAGGCCUCUCUGGAAGCAUUACUUCCAGAAUACCCAGGGUCUUAUUUUUGUGGUAGAUAGCAAUGAUCGUGAAAGAAUUCAGGAAGUAGCAGAUGAGCUGCAGAAAAUGCUUCUGGUAGAUGAGUUGAGAGAUGCAGUGCUGCUACUUUUUGCAAACAAACAGGAUUUGCCAAAUGCUAUGGCCAUCAGUGAAAUGACAGAUAAACUAGGGCUUCAGUCUCUUCGUAACAGAACAUGGUAUGUUCAAGCCACUUGUGCAACACAAGGAACUGGUCUGUAUGAAGGACUUGACUGGCUGUCAAAUGAGCUUUCAAAACGUUAAAUGAAAUUGGAUAUCUAACCAAGGACAUGUUUGAUAAAAUUGGUCUAGGCUUGUUACAGCAAAAUUAGUUUGUAUCUUGGUUAUUAAACAGUGUCUGGGACUGGUUUGGGCAGAAUAUUAAACUUAUUUUGUUGCCAAUUAUUGUUUACCAAGUAUAAUGUUGCUGUUUAGCAAUGUGCUUGGUUUUAAAGAAAUUCUCCUUGGGAAAAAAGUAUCCUCUUUUAAUUUUACUUCCCAUAAGCAUAAAUGCCUGGACAUAGCUCUUGUGAAACCUUUAAAUAAAUUGUUUUGAGUGUUUUUUGAGCCCCAGACAAAUAAUGUUUUAAAGUUAUCUCCUUGCUACUUUACUGAUACCUUUAUCAUUCCUGAGACAGUUUGCUAAUUUAAAAAUGUAGCAUUCCAUUUGUAUUUAUUUCUCUCCCUUGCCAAAAAGAUUUUCUAAUACUGCUUGUACCAGCCAGAGAAAGAUCCAAAACACUACUCAGCUCUCUUGCACUGAGGAAAUUUUUCCCCCUACAUUGACUCCUGGCCUACAUCAGCCAAACUUAACCUUGGUGGGGUUUGGAUUUGAUAGCUAAUUAGUUCUCUGCUGGUUGCAAAGAAUUGAUAUUUAGAUGGUUUUUAAUACUCAGCAGAUUGUCUUCCUUUAUAUUGUGUCUUUUUUAUGUUGCAUGUUGCUUUUGUUAUCAGCCUGGUUUUUUGCUCAGUAUAUGAUAGUUCUGCUGAUGUUUUGUUUAUUGGGCAGACAUAUCUUCAUUAAGAGUUUUUGGAAAACUCAACAAAUUCGAUGAAUACAUUUUCUUCAUAACCCAUUUGGAAUUAUUCCUAAUAAAAUGAUAAAAUACA